This is a messenger RNA of Notolabrus celidotus (New Zealand spotty), 1754 nucleotides long. RefSeq names its product ANTXR cell adhesion molecule 2b (gene antxr2b). Lineage: Eukaryota; Metazoa; Chordata; Actinopteri; Labriformes; Labridae. Bases 189 to 1640 code for a protein of 483 amino acids. The record is from RefSeq and is a predicted model, not a curated record. The transcript has 17 exons. Gene Ontology annotation, molecular function: signaling receptor activity. Gene Ontology annotation, cellular component: membrane.
GCAGCAGCUGUGUGCCCUACCCCGUUUAUUCCAUUAUCAGCAUGCUAUAAGAGUCAACAUGAGCUGUUCCUCCUCUCAGCACUGAUCCAACAUGUGAUUCUCCGGGCUGAUGAACUGAACACAACAAAGGACUCAUCCUGUUGCUUCUAAACACAUGUACAGAUGAUAUGUAGGCUAUUUCAUGGAUUAUGGAUCCGAUAUGGAUAUGUUGCAAAUUUCUACUCUUUCUAAUAGUUGGUGUGAAUUCAUCUCUGCAUGACGGCGACGACGCUUCCUGUGAUGGAGCGUUUGAUAUUUAUUUUGUUUUGGACAGGUCAGGCAGUGUGUGGGGACACUGGGAUGAGAUAUAUGGAUUCGUGGAGCAACUCACCUACAGGUUUGUCAGCCCCAGGAUGAGGGUAUCCUACAUUGUCUUUUCAGCCAAAGCUGUUGUAAUACUGCCACUAACUGGAGACAGGACUAAGAUAGAUGAGGGCUUGAAGAGGCUGAGCCAAAUCAAACCUGCAGGUGAAACAUACAUGCAUGAAGGCAUGAAAGCAGUCUCUGAGCAGAUGAAGGCACAAACGUCACCAUCAUCUAGCAUCAUUAUUGUUCUGACUGAUGGCAAGCUGGAGGUCUUCCCCUUUGAACUGAGUGUAAAAGAGGCUGACAUAGCCAGAGGCUUUGGAGCCAGAGUGUACUGCGUUGGGGUCAUGGACUUUGACCACAAACAGCUGGCCGAAAUAGCAGAUGGCACAGAGCAAGUCUUCCCGGUGCUGUCUGGAUUCCAUGCCCUCAAAGACAUCGUCAACUCUGUCCUGAAGCAAUCAUGUAGAGAUGUAUUUACAAUAGAGCCAUCAAGUGUCUGUGUGAAUGAGUCUUUUAAUGUGGUGCUGAGGGGCAGCGGCUUCAGCGGAUCCAAAAGGACGGACAACAUCCUCUGCUCCCUGACUGUCAAUCAGCAAACUUAUGACCAGAAGCCGACGGUAGCUAAAGACGGCUAUCUGCUGUGUUCAGCCCCUGUUCUGCAUGAGGUCGGACAAUCCAUUGAAGUGCUGGUUAGCUUAAACAACGGGCAAUCCUACAUCUCCAGUCCCAUCACUAUCUAUGCCACAACAUGUUCAAAUGGGAUCUGGGUGCUCUGGUUGCUGUUAGCUCUUUUGCUAUUACUGGUUCUGGCUUUGCUCUGGUGGUUCUGGCCUCUCUGCUGCAUGGUGGUCAUUAGGGACCCACCCCCCUCUCGCCCACCUCCUCCACCACCUCCUGUCAUUGAGCCAGAGGAAGAACUUUCACCAAAACACAGAUGGCCUACAGUCGAUGCUUCAUAUUAUGGAGGCAGAGGGCCUGGAGGAAUCAAACGCAUGGAGGUGCGUUGGGGGCCGAAAGGGUCCACAGAGGAAGGGUCCCGGUUGGAGAAGGCUAAAAAUGCUGUGAUCACUUUGCCAGAUGAUGUGGAGGAGCCCAUUAUACCACGACCCCCACCUCGACCUCCUCCGAUCUACAACCCCCCACCACAGUCUAAAUGGUACACUCCCAUUAAGGGGCGUUUCGAUGCAUUGAUGGCAUUACUGAGAAGACAGUACGACAGAGUAGCAAUCAUGAGGCCAACACCUCAAGACAAGGGCCGCUGCAUUAACUUCACCAGAGUUCAAAGUCACUGAAGUUCAACAUUGGAUGAAGGAUGAACAUUUCCACCUUAUUCCACUGUUUGGCCAAACAUAACUGAAUGAUUGUUCUGAUUUCCUUUGUAUUGUAAAUAAAUGUGUUUCUUUAAA